CCUUCCUGGCAACACCGUCUUCGAGCAACAUUGAAAUCUGUCAAAACUCAAGGAUUUGUGCGAAAGUCGAAGUGAUGAUGUGUAAUUUUGUGUUCGUUAGACUGAUGUUGCUAAAAAAAUAGUGAAUAUUCAGUGUGUAAGUGAAUAUGUUGGUAGUGUUGUGAUAGGAAGAGUUUGGCAAGGAAGUUACUAAAGAUAACAAUUACAAAAUGUCUGGACAAGAUCCGGGCGGAGGCCCACCUUCGGUGGGAGAUCCUGGCACAUCGUCCGGGAGAGUGACGCCCGAUUUGAGCAGCCUGCAGGAGAGUUUUAGCCAGCAGCAGGCAAAAAUCACAGCCCUGCGGGAACUGGUCCGCCAGACCGAGUCCGCCCAGGGCAAGAAAACGGCAUCGGCUCAGGAGAAGGUGAAAAAUAUUGCUCAGCGGUUGACGCAGUACAAAACCAAAGCGACCAAGUCGCGGCUAAGUCGAGCGUCGAGCUCGGAAGUGCAGAUGGAUUUGAUGGGAACUCGAAUCAACGAAGAGGACAGCAGCUUUGAUGUAUCCCAGAAAGAUUACGAAGAGCAGCAGCAUAUGUCGCUACCGGUUUUCCCGAUGACGGGUACGCGCGGUCGUUCCGAGACUCCUGGGAGUGAGAAAAUCACACUCCUACGGCAACAGAUGGAACAGAAUCGGCUGAAGAUGGCCGAGCGCGAAAGCCACAAGCGUGAAAUGGAAGAAAGGGUUAGCGAGUUGAAGCAUAAACUGGAGAGCACUCAGCAAACACUCGAGCGGUCGGUGGAAUUCGGACGUUCCACAGGUGAUUUAACGCUGCUGACCCCGAUGAAGAUGGGACGCUUUGAGUUUAACAAAUCCACUUCCGAUUUGACCCAGCUGGCCGGUAGUGGCUAUGGAGUUAGCUCUAAUUUCGACGUUGAACGGCUGAAGUAUUUAGAGGGCAGAGUAAAAGUUCUCGAACAACAACUGGCCGAUCAAGAGAACAUUCCGAUGAAAGAUGAGCAUUCGAAAGAUUUGGAGAGAAAGAUUUUAGAUUUGGAAGAAGCUCUGAAAGAGAAAGAAUGCAUCAUCGAAGCCCGGACGCAAGCCGUUUCGCUGAUGUCGGAAAAUUUGUCCCUAAAGGGAAAAAAUACUGUAGAUCUGCUGGAAGACACCAAGCAGGAAAUGUAUCGAAUGCAGUCUAACUUUGUUCAAGCCGAAUCCACUUUGAAAGCAGAGCUGACCCGCGUUCAGCUUGAGCUAGAUGAGAGAAACAGUAAAAUUUCCAACCUAGAGGAAAUGAAUAACAUUUUGGAAACUGCUCGGUAUGAUUUGACAGUUGAAAAUUCCACCCUUAAGCAGAAGCUAGAAGACGUGCAGGACUUCAGCACAAAAAUCAGUGAAUUGAAUAAACUAAACCAAAGCCUGCAGCACCGAAUUGUCGAGUUGGAAAGCCAGAAGUAUGAGUUCAUUACCGACGCUGAAGUGGAACAAGCUAGAUUCGGCGAAACGGACGAAAAGUAUCGCGAACUGCUCGAUCGUAUUCAGGAGUUGGAGGAAGAACUAGCCAAAAAAGUGGCCCCGGAAGAGGAUCUGUUGGAGAAGAUUCGCUCGCUGGAAGCGACAAUCGAAGCGCAAGCGCAGCAAAUCGAAUCCUUCACACAGCAGCAGAGUGAACUACAAGAAAGCCUUCAAGAAAAAACCGUCGAACUUAACGUGCUCAAUGCUAACUUCUCCGUUCUCCAGGAAAAACUCAAAACCGCCGGUCCCAAGCCCCUCUUCCCAAAAACAGCCGAAGAGGAAGCCGAAGUCGAAGUCACCAAAUUGAAGCAGCAACUGGACGAAGCCAACAAAGCCUCCAUCAAGUCGAAACUUAAAAUCAAACAACUUCAAAAGCAGGUCGAUUCGUUCAAGAAGACUUCCAACGUCCACGAAGAGGUUGUCCGGCUUACUGAUGAACUACAAACGCUUACCCAGCGCUUGGCUGAAGUUGAAGAGGAGAAAGGUAACCUCCAGCUGCAUCUUGUUAACUAUGAUGGAUCGCUACCGGAUUCUGAACUAGAGAAGCGAAUCAAAAUCUUGGAAACAACGUGUCAAAAUCAAACCACCGCCAUUCAGCUGCUGGAAGAGCAAAAACUGGACAUGACCGAAGAUCUCAAUACUACUCGACAGCAGCUGGCUACUAUACAUGACCAGGUUAAGGGCGAGGAACAGUCCGGACGUAUAUCCUGCCAGAUGUCGUCGAUCGAUCUGGAGGAAAAACUUGAACGGUGUGUGGACGAUCGGGACCAGCUGGCCAAUCAAUUGCAUCGACUGGAGCAAGAAAAGCAAGAGCUGCAGCAAAAGCUCGAUCGCUACAUGGUAGAAAACAUCGAACUGUUAGAUAAAAUCGAAAAACUUAGCCUGGAGAAGGUUAGUUCGGCCGAAUCGAUCGAGAUUGUGGAAGGGUUGACACCGAAGGAAAAGCAGGAGAUCGAAUGCUACGAAGCAGCGGUGGCGGCAGGUGGCGGACGGCCGGAUGAACGAACCGUGUCGGAAAAGGACGACGACGGGUCGGAUGAAACGGAUAAAUCCCACCAGCGUGUUGAAGUCAGUGGUGACCAGCAGAUGAGCAGAAGCGACGACGAUCAGCCUGUGGAUGACGAGGAAGAUUUGAACUCCAGUUUGGUAAAGCUGCGGGAGGAAAGUUCGGAACUGAUGCAUCGCAUUGAACUGUUCACCAACGAACGGCGCGAGGUGCUUGGCAAGCUGGAAGCAGUUACAAUCGAGAAUCAAGCUCACCUGGAGGAAUUGGAGGCGUUGCGUCGAGAGCACUGUCAGCUGAAGGAUCGGUUGGUUGAGCUGGAGAGUGAGAAAACCAUCCUGGGCGAGGAAUUAGAUGGUUUGAAGCGCUUAUGCGCUUCCAAGCCUCCAGAGGAGGAAACUAGUGAGGCUAGUUCCAGCCAGAGCACGCCGGUUAGAGCGGCAGCAGCAGCAGCAGUAACGGUCGAUCGAGAAUCCUACGAGCAAGCGCUACGUUCGGUGGACAAUGAGGUGACAAAUUUCAACAAAAACAGGGACAAACAUAAGAAAAUGCAAAUUUCGAAAAAACUUGCCACAGAUGCGAAGAAUCUGCAGAAGGUGGCCGCCAGUUUACUGGAGGAGUACUGCCGAAGUGUGGAGGAGUGCGAAGCGAUGAAGGGCGAAAUCGAGCUGAUGAAGGCGAAAGUUAGCGCUCUGCCGGUGGUGAAUGAGAAUGAGGUGGCUGCACUGAAGUUGCAAAUUUUGGACAUUACCAGCGCGCAUAUUGAGAAGAUCGAUCUAAUCGAUCAACUGCGGCAGGAGAUUGAGCGGAAGAAUGAAGAGAUAGCCGAACUGAAGCAGCAUGCGAUGGAAGCGGAAAAAUCCUCGGAUGAAGAGCCGGAACUGUUGAAGAUUGAGCUGAACAGUAAAAUAGAUGAGAUUCGAGAGCUGAAAAAAGAGCUGGAAACGAUGGCUAGUAAAACGGGAGCGGAAGUGGAAGAGUUGAAGUUGAUGAUUGUGUCGGCUAAUAAGGAGUCGGCGAUUUUGAGGGAGUUGGUGGCGGAGCAGAAGCAGCAGCUAAUUGAUUCGUACCAAGAGAAUGAGAAGCAGUUAGCUGACAAGUUAGAAGAGAUUCAACACUUUGAAGCUCGACUAGAGCAGAGCCAGCUGCAGGUGAACAAUCAGACGGAAGAGAUUGCCGCUAAGCAAGAGACGAUCGACACGUUGAACAAUCAGAUCAUUGAAUUGUACAGAUCGAUGGAGGAGAAUGCGAAUAAAAUCAUCGAAAAGGAAGAUGAGGUCCAAUAUUUACAGGACCUGUUGGAUGCCAAGAAGGAUGAAGUUCACAUGCUGGAGGACAAAAUAAUCGAUAAAGAUAACUCGCUGAAAAAGAUGGAACAGCUGCUGGCGGAAGUGAGGGCACAGCAACCCGUCGUAGACGAAGCUCGCGUACGCGAGCUCGAAACGCAAAACCAACAGUUGGAUGUGAAAAAUAAGGAACUAAUGGAUAAGUUGAAAAAAUUCGCUGCCAAUCUGAAAAAGAAAAACGCCCAAUGUCAGCAGUUGGAAGAGAAGUUGACUGCUAAUGAACAGCAGGUAGAAGAAAUGCGCAGUGCAUCGGUCGCUUCAGCGGCUUCUUGUGAGGAGGAAUUACGAGCGGAAAAUGAAAAACUAGCUCAGAAAAUGCAUCAUUUGAAUAACGAGCUGCACAAGCUGCUUCAGCAGAAAUACAGUUUGGAGUCGGAGAAGCAAGCGAUUCAGCAUGAGCUUGUUGAGCUACAGGAACGGCUUCGGGUGUCGGAAACGAAGGCGCAAGAGGCGGAGCAGAAACUUGCUCAGGUUGGUCAAGAGCUGAUCGAUCGACAGGUGGAGUUCUGUGCGUUGCAGGAAGAUGCUUCUUCGAAGCAUGUGAAGAUCGAAAAGUGUAAAGCUAUUAUUAAGGAGAAAAAUAAAGAAAUACAGCGGCUACAAGAGUACGAACGCAAGACGGCCUAUCUAGAGGAUGAGCUGCGCAUGUCUCAGUGUAAGCUGGAGGAUUUCCACAACCAGACGCUGCUUUUGGGUAAGCUGAAGGCCGACAAGGAAGAGAUGAAUGGCGCUUUGAAGACGGAAGCUGAUCGAGUGCGAGAGUUAGAACAGGAGCUGUCACGAGCUAGCGAGCGUGUUCGAAAGUUAGAAGUUGAUCUGGAGCUGGCUGAUGAGGAGAGUAGAAAACUGAAGAGUCAGAUAGUUCGCCUGGAGGAAGGAUUGUCGCUGGUGGAGCAAAGACGAAACUCGUUGGAGCGUCAGAAAAAGCUGCUGGGUGAAGAGUUGUCCGAAAAAUCGCAGGAAUUUAGCCAGCAUGAGGAUGAGUUAAUGCAGAGACUGGCCAAUCUUUCGCAGCAUGACGAAGCUGUAGAGACGAAGUUGCGGGAGAAAGAGGAAGAGUUGUGUGAGCUUAGCGGGAGGUUGAAGGACGCCGAACAUAAGCGAGAUCAAUUGGGAGAACAGGUAGAGCAACUGGGAAGGCAGGUUGGAGCGCAAGAGGAAGCCUAUCGACGCGCUACCGAUUUGGAAAAUGACAAUUAUAACCUCAAUCAAGAAAUAACAGCGCUUCAAGCUGAGUUAAAGCGAGCGCUAACCGAUGCGGAGGCGAAGGUGGCCGAAAAGGACACCGAGAUCGAUCAGUUAGAGGUGGAGUUGACUAAUCAGCUGGCGCGAAUCGAAAACGAGCGCAAACAGUUGCAGGAAAAUCUGGAGCGAUCGAACGAUCGUAACGCCGACCUGCAGGAUGAGAUUGUACGGCUUCAAGAGAGUGUCAAUUCCUUGGAUCAAUGCCGGUCCGACCUGGAGAAGGAGGUAACCUGGUUGAAGAUGCAAAACGAAAGUCACCAACAGGAUAGUGCUGAACUGCAAGAGCUUCGAAUGCAAAUCGUACAGGAUCAGACGGAGUUGGAGAAUUUACGAGCGCAAAGCGAGAGUAUGGCGCAAAAUCAUCAGUGUGAAAUCAAUGCUUUGCGGCAGCAGAUUGCCGACAUGGAAGCGAUUCGAACGCAGCUAAGUCAAAAUCAGACCGACGAUCAAGUGUUUGUGCAGAAUGAAAUCAUUAAAUUGAAGGAUUUGCUCGAGCAAAAGGAGGAAGCUAUUGCAGCUUUGCAGAUGCAGAACUCGCGUCUGGAGAUGCUUACUAGUGCGGUUAAUAAUCCGUUCUCCAGUUUGCACCAGCAAUCGUUGGAAGCAGGAUCGACCACGACGACUGCUGCUCUGGAAGAAAAGAUUCGAGAGUUGGAAAAUGAUGCGCUCUGGAAGGACUCCCGAAUACAGGAGCUUACAAUCGAGAAAGAUCUAGCGGAAGGAAGCAUGGAUGAGCUGCGGAAGCAGCUACAGCUGCUUCAUCAGAGGAUAGAGCGAGACGAAGCCGCGGAAGCUCAACUGGUCGCAAAGGGUUCCCAACUGGAGGCGAUGAGUAAGCAGCUAUUCCAGACGGUAACUCCUGCCAAACAGCAGCCACCGGCAGUGGUUUCCACGUCGCAAUUUUUCUCCUCCCCUGUAGAAUCAAGUGCCGCCUCGUUGUUCGAUUCAGUUGCAGAAAAUUGGGGCUGGAACGAGCCGGUUGCUCCGGCGGUUACUAGCUCGGGAGAGACCGAAACGCAAAAGCUUUUGGAUGAAAUCGCCCAACUGAAGCAGCAGAACGAAGCAGCGCGCAGUGAAAUCCAACAGCUGCAGACGCAAAUUAGUGCAUUUAUUAGUCGCGAUGACGAAUUCCACCAGCUCCGGGACGAACUUGAUAUCGUGCGGGCGCAGAACUCCUCGCUCAGUUAUGAGCUGGAAGAGAAGACUUCCAGAAUCCAUGCCAUUUGCGAGCAGUUACAAGAUGAACAGAACAAAUUGCACGCGCUCGAAGAGCAGGCGAAGCCGCAAGAAAGUCCCGCUGCCGUAUCCUCGGCAGCAUCCUUCUUCACCGACUCUGGGGCUCAGGUGCCGGUAUUCGAAGAACUCGUCAUUCCGAAAAAGACGUACCUUUGCACACCAAGUCACUCCGAAGAUCGUGGUGAUUGGGCGCCGGAAGAACCGCUACUUCUAGCUGCAACCUCAUCCGCGCAGCAGGCCGUUCCGACGGUAGAUUCGCCCCGUGACUUGCGCCAGAAGACACAGAUACAACAACUGAUGGCUCAAAUAAAUGAGCUACAGCAGCAGCUUAAUGAGGCUCAUCAGCAAAAGGAAUCAGCGGAAAAGGCCCUGGAAAUUCUGCGCGCUCAGCAGCAGCAACAGCUGGACACUAUUCUAGCGGAGAAGCAAUCCGAACUUGACCAGCACCGUCACCAGAGUCAGCAGGAGCACAAGCAGCUAAAAGAAGAACUCAAUCGUCUUCAGCAGGAUCGGGAUGUCUAUCUGCAGCUGCAGGACGAGCUGGAAAUAGUGAAAGCUAACAACGCCUCCCUGUUGGAUGAAGUUCGCGAAAAAUCCGAAAAGAUCACACGCAUUUGCCACACCCUAACGGAAGCCCAGACUCGAAUAGGCACCCUAGAGGAGCAACUAGCGGAGCGGGAGCUACCGGUCACAGCGGCCAGUUUGUUUGGCUCCCACCAGACCUUCGAGGAAAUCAUUCAGCCGAAGAAAGCCUACCAUGUGCAGCCGGCAGCUUCAGUCGAGCUAGCCGAGGACGAUUGCUGGGGCGCGGCGGAAGCCAUGCUUGAAGCCCGCCAUCAGCAGGCCACCGAGAAGGACGACUAUAUUCGCCAGUUGGAACUGGAGCGGGAGCGUUUGCAGCAGGAGAUCGUCGAGCUGAAGGUUAGGUCGGGCAAGCUGCUGAAGAAGCUGAAAGAGUACAAGGUUCGCUGCGAGAGCUUGGAACGACGGUCCACGUCGGUUGAGACGAGCGAGUUAGAUUUGGCUAUCCAGGAUGAGUUGAAUGGACAGAUCCGAACGCUGGAAGGUAAGGUGGGUGAGCUUCAGAGCGAACGUGAGAAGAGUGUGGCUGAGAAGGAGUCGUUACUGAAAAGGGUAGAUGUUUUGACAGCUGCCAACGAGCGUUUUACGGAGAUGAAGGAACGUCAAGAUGUGCAGAUCGAAAUGCAGCACGCUAAGAUUAAGGAGUUGAAUGCCAAACUACAGCAGCUGGAAGAUUGGAGUGAAAACAGUGAGCAGGAGAGCAAGCCUGCUGGGGAGAGUGUCGGGGAAGAUGUGAGUCACUUAAGCAGUAGAGUAGAAGAACUUAUAAGGGAGGUCCAGGAUUUGAAGGUUGAUAACGAAGAAUUGCAAGCGCUGCUGGAGGAGGAAAAAGCAAACGUUGCCAUACUGGAGAAGCGUGUCCAGCAGAAGGACGGGGAAAUUCAGCUGCUGAUGGAGCAAAUAGACGCCCUCUCGCAGGACUCGCGCACCAUCAAAUCGAAUCUGGAGAGCUUGAGCCAGCAAAAGUCGCAAGAAACCAUCGAUCACGGGCAGAGGUUGAAUGAUUUGAUGAGCAAAAACACCGAACUGACGCAUCAGAUCGAAAAAAUGCGCAACGAAAGUCUGUUCCAUUCAUCCGAGCAGGAACGCAAGCUACAGGAGCAAGUGCAGCAGUUGAGUGCGCAGUUGCAAUAUAAAGAGGCGGAAAUCGUGCACCUAAACGAGCGGAUCGAGCAGCAAGCACGAGAGGAUCAAACCGAAUCGCUUGUCCAGGAGAUUCUUACCAAAAAUCAAGAAAUUUCCACCCUUAAAUCACGCAUCGCGCAGUUGGGAACUGAUCGGCAAGAACUAGAGCAUAACCUGACCCGUCAGAUAACAAGGGAACUGGCGGCUACGCGACCGGAAGACAAAGGCACCAACCCUCGUCUGGUCGAACUUGAACAAGCCAAUCGAGAGCUGCUGGAGGAAAAGCACCAAAUGGAGCAGGAACUCGAGGUGUUGAAUGAUCAGGUACUCCGCAGCCUAGAGCUGGAGGAUCGCAUGAAGGGAACCGUUCUCGAGCUUGACGCCAAGAACAUCGAGAUCACAGCACUCAAAUCCUCGCUGGAUCAGUUGAAACAAGCACAACUCGGUCCAAAGUCUGACGAAGAGGAUCUUCGUCAACGGAUCGAGUCAUUAAGCAAGGAACGAUCCGAUCUGGAAGCUAACUAUCGAAUCACCCUCGAACAGCGGGACGCCCACUGGGCUCAAGUGGUGGAGGAACGUGGCGCACAGGUCGCGGAAAGUUGGAAACAGCAUGUCGACAUGCGCGAAACUGAAUUUUCGAUUGUUGAAAAAAGCCUCCGCGAGGAGAUCGAUCGAUUGCAAGCGGAGCUUGACGCGCCUUCUCGUGUAGCGGACGACGACGACGGCGGAGAGACUGCCGUUGAUUCGGCGGCCGUUCAGCAGAUGAAGCAAGCGCUCGAAAAUCAAGAGCUUGAAAUUGUUACACUGAAGGAGCAGCUGGCGAUCCGCAGUGCGGAAUAUGCGCGACUUGCAGCCCAGGUCGAUCCUUUCGCAGUGAAGCAUGCCAGUAAUAUGGUUACCACUGAACCUCUUCGAUCUCAACCGACUGACAACGACAAAGUUCCUCGAUCCGAGCUGGAGCUGGCACUCUACGUGAUCUACCAGCGGGACAUGCGCUGCGACGAGCUCGAACUCGAGCUGCGAAAUCUGCUGGAGGAACGUGACGCCCUGCAGCUGCGUUUGUCCAACGCACUCCGGCAGCAGGAGGAGUUCAAACGGAAGCUCACCACACAACCGGAAGAAGCAUCCGGAGACUCUAGUGACGUUUCCAAGACGACCACCCCGGAGAAGUCACUGCAGCAGAUCGUGCAGGAAUCGGGUAUCAGUGCCGUCGCCGGAUCCGAGGCGUCCGUGCUGACCAACAAACUGUCGGAGUUGGCUUCCAUUGGGCAUGCCAAGGAUAAACGGCUGCAGGAGGAGCGCGAGCAGCGCAACCGCCAGCUGACGCUAAUCCAGCGGGAUUUGGCCAACAUGCCGCUGGAGGCGGCCGCCAAAAUUGUCGGUACCAGUAUCACUCAAACCGAAUCGUCAUCCCAGCAGCAACAGAGCGCCUCAUCCGUGCUGAUCAACUGGAUCCUCGGUAAGAAAUCCGACACCUAACCGGGGUCGGAUUUCGUACCAACAGCAACACACUGUGUUAUUUGAAAGCUUUUAUCAUAUGUGAACAACACCCGCGUGCGUAGUAGCAAUCCAAGCCGGGCGGGAUACCAUUUUAGCAAGCAAAUCACAAAAAAAACCAACACUAUUACACUUCACCACCAGAGCGAUCGAUCGACCGACCGACCCCUGUUUCCUAUAGUUUUCUGUUGGUGACUUUUUUUUCCUCUGCGGUAAGAAUUUCACACUGACAGCCGGGCUGCCCGAGGACGUGAAACUGAAUUUAGAAAAAAAUCCAAAAAACGACUAUCACACUCGCCCCGAUCCUCGAUCGGGGUCAUUCGAUGAGGAUCGGCGUUUGCUGAGUUUUGCUCAUUUUUCCACUACAAACCCCAGGGCGGCCCACCAAAGGGAUGUGUUAGUUAGUCUAAGUUUGGUCAAUACCGUACGUACUGUUUCUAAACUCUCUCUCUUCCUGUUUAGUUCAAAGCAAAAACAAAGAAAGAAGUUGAGUUUAUGUACAUAGCGCCACAUCUGUUUUUUUCCUCGUGGUUUUUGUUCAAAUAUUUUUAUGAUUUGUCUAACAACAGAGUGUAAUAUAUUAGUUUUCGUUGGUAACAGUAAUAAAACAAAGUGUACCUAUAUUAUAACAAACUGA
This is a messenger RNA of Wyeomyia smithii (pitcher-plant mosquito), 10167 nucleotides long. RefSeq names its product protein lava lamp. Lineage: Eukaryota; Metazoa; Arthropoda; Insecta; Diptera; Culicidae. The transcript is spliced from 6 exons. Bases 210 to 9512 code for a protein of 3100 amino acids. The record is from RefSeq and is a predicted model, not a curated record.